UUAAUUAGGGGAAGAACAGGUUCUGAUGAAUUCUUCAUUUAGAGUUGGUGACCAACAAUCGACCCACCACCAAUUUUAGAUCAAGAUUCGAACAUGCCUUAAAAGUAAAGCUUGCAUUCAAGUUUGGCUCUUUGAGUAGGACUUCAGGAUUGAAGGUUGAAUUAUUGAUCAUCCGUUCGACAGCACGAACACAACUACUGCCAUUUUUCAGUCGUGAUCUGAACCACUGCAGUGCCAUAAUGGUGGAUACCGCCAUGACAACCCACGAAGCCUCCUCUUCAUCCUCCUCCAAGUCAAACUUUGGAAUUACGACGUGUUCUCGAGCUUCAGUGGUGUAGACACACGCAAUGGUUUCACGGGCCACCUCCAUGCGGCAUUAACAGACAGGGGAUACCAGGCUUAUAUCGAUGAGGACAAUCUAGAAAGAAUGGAAGAAAUAAAAGAGGAACUGUUCCGGGCAAUCGAAGUGGCGAGGAUCUCUAUCAUUGUCUUCUCAAAGAGUUAUGCGGACUCGAGUUGGUGUCUUGACGAGCUGGUGAAGAUCAUGGAGUGCAGAUACAAACUGGGGCGACGUGUUUUGCCAAUAUUCUAUCAUGUUGAUCCUUCACAUGUUAGGAAGCAGAACGGAGAUUUAGCUCAAGCAUUUCAGAAGCACGAAGAGGGCAUCCGUGAAGAAAAAGAUGACAAGGAACGUGGAGCUAAACAACAAAGGGUAAAGCAAUGGAGAAAGGCUCUUACAGAAGCUGCAAAUUUGUCUGGCCAACAUGUUCAAAUCACAGACAAUGGGCGCGAAGCAAAGCUUAUUAGAGAAAUUGUUGGCAUGAUCAUUACGGAAUGGCUUCCGAGCGCAAACAAAUUAAAUGUGGCCAAGCACCCAGUUGGAAUCAAUUCUCGCAUUCAAGAUAUUAUCAGUUAUCUUUCAGGUGGUGGAUCAAAUGACGUUGUCAUGGUUGGAAUUUGGGGGAUGGGUGGAUUGGGUAAAACAACAGCUGCCAAAGCCAUUUAUAACCAAAUUCAUCAUAAGUUCCAAUUCAAAAGUUUCCUUGCCAACGUUAGUGCAUAUGAUCUGGUUGAUUUGCAAGGAAAACUUGUUUCUGACAUCUUGAAACAGACCGAGUCUAAGAUAACCAGUGUUGAUAGAGGUAUCAGUUUGAUAAAAAAUCAUCUCCAACGUAGAAGUGUACUUGUCAUUAUUGACAAUGUAAACAAAGUGGAACAGCUAAAUGCAAUAGCUGGAAAUCGUGAUUGGUUUGGCCCAGGAAGUAGAAUUAUCAUAACGACACGAGAUGAACGUUUACUAAAGCAAGUGAACAUGAAAGUGGACAAGACAUAUCCACUUAAGGAAAUGAAUGAAGAAGAAGCUCUGAAGCUCUUUAGUUGGCAUGCCUUUGGGAAUAGUUGGCCUGAUGAAGGAUAUCUUGAACUAUCAAAAGAGGUUGUUUUUUACUGUGGUGGUUUGCCACUAGCCCUUGAAGUUUUAGGUUCUUCUAUGAUUGAAAGAACCCCAACAGAGUGGAAAAGUCAGUCGGAGAAAUUGAAAAAAUUUCCUGAUGAAGGAAUAAUGAAAGCGCUAAGAGUAAGCUUUGAAGGGCUAGAUCCUGCACAGAAAGAUAUAUUACUUGACAUAUCUUGUUUCUUUAUUGGAUGGGAUAAGGACUAUGUCGCAAAAAUAUUAGAUGGAUGUGAGUUUUUUGCAACAGCAGGAAUCAGUGACCUUCGUGAACGAUGCCUUGUAACUGUUGAACACAACAGGUUGAAUAUGCAUGAUUUGCUUCGAGAAAUGGCCAAAUUAAUCAUUUCUGAAAAAUUUCCUCGUCACCCUGGAAAAUGGAGUAGGUUGUGGAACCGUCAAGAGGUCACUAAAGUAUUGAGAGAUAACUCUGGAACUGAAGAAGUUGAAGGACUUGCUCUACAUUUCCCUGAUCCUUGGUUUAAAAGCUCCAAAGAGUCUAGUUGUUUCCGUACAGAAGCAUUUGCCAAUAUGAAGAAACUGAGACUGCUCACGCUCAUGAAGGUGCAGCUCAAUGGAGAAUACAAACAUCUUUCCAAAGAGUUAAUAUGGUUGCGUUGGAAUGGAUGCCGUUUAAAGUCCAUACCUGAUGACUUCUUUGAUCAACCAAGAGCACUAGUUAUUUUAGAGAUAACGUUUAGCAGACUGGUACAAGUUUGGGAGGGCUCCAAGUCGCUUGGAAACUUGAAAAUCCUUAAUCUCAGUUGUUGCGAUGACUUGAGAAAAUCACCAGACUUUUCAAAUGUCCCAAAUCUUGAAGAGUUGAUAUUGCAAGGGUGUAAGAGUUUGUCCGAGAUUCACCCCUCCAUUGUUCAUCUUAGAAAACUUUCUUUGGUGAACCUCAAAGGCUGCAAGAAUCUUAUUUCUCUUCCUGGGGAUUUCUACAAGUCCAAAUCCGUUCAGACUCUUGUUCUUGAUUAUUGUUCGCAAUUCAGUGAACUGCCCAAGGAUUUAGGGAAGAUGAUAUCAUUGAGAGUACUUAAAGCAUCUGCCACAGCCAUAAGACAAGUACCACGUUCCAUAGUAAGGUUGAAGAAUCUCACUCAUUUAUCUCUAGUGGAUGUGGGAUCGGAGUUUCAUUUGCGAUUUCCCUAUUCGGUGUUUUCUUUGCGAUUUCCCGAUUCGUUACAUGGCUUAGACUCUUUAAGAAAUUUAGAUCUCUCAAACAAUGAUUUUGAUACCCUACCCAGCCUCAGUGGUCUUUCAAAGCUUGAAAGUUUGCAGUUAAGUAACUGCCAUAACCUUCAUACCCUACCCAGCCUCAGUGGUCUUUCAAAGCUUGAAAGUUUGCAGUUAAGUAACUGUCGUAACCUUCAUACCCUACCCAGCCUCAGUGGUCUUUCAAAGCUUGAAAGUUUGCAGUUAAGUAACUGCCGUAACCUUCAUACCCUACCCAGCCUCAGUGGUCUUUCAAAGCUUGAAAGUUUGCAGUUAAGUAACUGCCAUUACCUUCAUACCCUACCCAGCCUGAGUGAUCUUUCAAAGCUCGAAAGUCUCUGGUUACAUCAUUGCUUCGGGCUUCCUACAAUUUCUGAUUUGCCAACGAAUUUAAAAUUUCUGGAUGCGUCUAAUUGCCUUCAUUUGGUAACAAUGCCCAAUUUUUCGAAAAUGUUGAAUAUGAGAGAACUGAUUGUAUGUGAUUCAGACGCACUCACUGAGGUUCCAGACUUGGAUAAGUCAUUAUACUCCAUGACAUGGAUUGAUAUGAGGGACUGCCCCAAACUCACAGAUGAUUUUAAGAGGAACAUCCUAAAGGGAUGGACUUCUUGCGGAUAUGGUGGCAUUUUUCUCAAUGGAAAUUAUGUUCCUGAUUGGUUCGAGUUUGUCAACAACCGUUAUAAAGUCCGUUUUGAUAUCCCCCCGAGUGAUGGUCGUAAUUUUGAAGGGCUGACUCUGUUAUGCUUUUAUACCUCAGAUCUUCAUCAGUCAAGCUCUCAUAUCAGAUGUAAAGGUGGUCAUCCUCGUGUCAGUAUUGAUAUAAAUAAUACCAAGCGUACUAGGUGGCAGACCUGCAUAGGCAAGGAGGAUUGGGUUAUAAAAAUGCGCAAAUUUGAAGAAUGUUUUCUUUGGCAGGGACAAAUAUCAAACGGUAAGCUCAAUUUGCAAAGUGGGGAUAAAGUUGAUAUAACUUUUGAAAUGCCAGAGAUGGGCUAUAAAAAUUAUUAUCCGACAAUUCAGGGAACAGGGGUUAAUCUAGUAUGGGACAAACCUAUGAAGGAAAAUAUCCACGAUUUUGAUGGUGAUGGUAGGUUUUUGAUCCAGAGGCACAGCCAAGGUGGUGAUGCAUCGUCAUCAUCACAUGCUUGAGUCAGAUCACAAUCAGUUCGUCAAACGCCUCUUUCAGUUUUCGAUUUCUCAUUUCAAUAAAUGAAGGCAAGUCCAUACUUCAUACUCCUUUCAAAUUUAAACUUUCCCUCCGUAGCCACCGCGGCAGUUCUUUUUCCCGGUAAUUUAACCGAAACAUCAAGGGUAGUCCUGUCCAGAAGCACCAAAAAUAUCUCUCUCUCGACACUGACAGUCACUCUCAAACGGAAGUAAUGGGAAGCGUAUUGACGAGCGAGUAAUGGGAAGCGUAUUGACGAGCGACCCAAAUUCUGAGCAAAUAGUCGUCCGCUUUCUUCUUCCUCAGUCCAAAUUUGAAGCUCUCUCUUUACAAACCCUCCAAAUCCCCUUGCCGUCUCCGCACCUUCGGGAUCAUGGCCUCCACCGACGUGUUCGUCAAGGGCAGCGUCCACCCAAAUGGCGUCGCCGACAUCACCCUCGGUCGCCCCCCGAGCUCUCAACGCCAUGAACCUAGAUAUGGAUGUGAAAUACAAGAGCUAUCUGGAUGAAUGGGAAUCUGACCCAAAUGUGAAGUGUGUUCUUGUUGAUAGCCGCUCCGCUCGUGCCUUUUGUGGUGGUAUUCACUGCUGAGUAUUCUCUAAUAUGCAAAAUCUCUGAGUACAAGAAGCCCACAUAAGCUUCAUGGAUGGCAUAACAGUGGGCUUUGGUAUUGGCCUAUCAGGUCACGGUCGCUACCGGAUCAUUACAGAGAGGACUGUUCUUGAUAUGCCAGAGAAUGUAAUUUGUUUGUUCCCAGAUGUUGGGUUUUCACGUAUAGUGGCAAAGAGUCCAGGAGGGAGAUCUGUAGGAUUUCAACACCAUCGGAUGCACUGUAUGUGGGUCUUGGGACCCAUUUUGUCCCAUCUCAAAACUUAGCUAUUUGUGCCAAAGAAUCAAGGACAAGGACAAAGACUUGUCAGUGAAGAUUGAAGAAGGAUUUGGACCAAAUGGGUUGGGAAUUCUAUCAAUCACUCGUAUACGUUAAAAGGCUCGUUUUAUGCAAAUCCAAUAUUGGAUAGCCCUACGACAGAUGAAUCUCUAAUUCAAAGGUAUCCCUCAUACUGUGGUUCAAAUAUAUGGCCCAAUAGUGAAUUGCCAGAACUAGAAGUCGCCUUCAAAGCUCUUGGAAAGGUGAUCCUUGGAGUUGGGCUUAUGGUCGCAUAUCACUGUGACAGAUACGAUGGACCAGUUUUGAC
Malus domestica (apple) is the source of this 5028-nucleotide messenger RNA. The record is from RefSeq and is a predicted model, not a curated record. NCBI's taxonomy places the organism in Eukaryota, Viridiplantae, Streptophyta, Magnoliopsida, Rosales, Rosaceae.